Messenger RNA from Monodelphis domestica (gray short-tailed opossum), 1443 nucleotides. RefSeq lists its product as uncharacterized. NCBI's taxonomy places the organism in Eukaryota, Metazoa, Chordata, Mammalia, Didelphimorphia, Didelphidae. The record is from RefSeq and is a predicted model, not a curated record.
CAGCAAAUGACAGUAAAAGUGAGAGCAACAUGUAAGGUGGCAAAAGCCCUUUGAGUGUGGAGCUUGGAAAGAAAAGGGUAAAGGCCCAAGGGGACACUUUGGGGGAAGCAGGGUCCCCCAGGGCCCCCCCUCCUGACUCCCUGCCCCCCACCUCCCCCCGCAGGAAAAAUGGAAGAGGUAGGGAGGAUCUGAACAGGGCGAGGCAAGAGUGGGCUUCGAACAUCCAAUAAAAGGCGACUUCUUUCCUUCCACACAUUCUUGCUGGGGCUGCGGAGCUGUGCUGUGAGCAGGUUUGUGUCUGAGCUCCUUUGUGGGCUCCGCUUGCUUCGGUUGGGCUCUGAUGGCUGAAGAAAUUCGCCUCACAGGCCAGGCGAGCUCUGAAGAGGAGCAGCCUCUGUGUGAGGGGACCUGGGCCUGGCCCUGCAUUUGUGAGCCCGGCUCACCCUCCCCAUCGGGCUGCGGGGAGGCCAGCGAGAACCCAGCCAUGGAGGCUGCUGCCAGCACCCCAACCUCGGUGGAGCUCAUUACGGUGACCUCGUCCUCGGAAUCGGAAAUUCUGGAGAACUCUCCCCAGAUUCAAGCCAAGAGGAUCUGUAAAACCACAAGGGUCCCUACUUUCAUGUCUGAGCACCAGGGUUCCCCAGCCAAGUUAGCCAGACUGAAGGGAAAUGACCUGUACAACGUCAAGAAAGAGUUGAGCAAGAUUAAAUAUAAAGUGGAUUCUCUGCUGUCCUCGGUUGAAAAAAUUGAGAUCAAGCAGAAACGCCAGGCCAAGAAAAGAAAGCUCACCAAGAUGCAAGUUCUGAAGAAAAAGGCCGUUUCUGGGACCACAGUUUAUGAAGAAGACGAGUUCUAUGAGGUACAAAAGGAGAGCAUCAUCCUUCAUGAGAACAACCAGGAUGACGAUUCUGGGCCAGAAACCUCCCAAGUGAAAGUCAUCAGGCAGAAGUGGGAAGAAGAGAUGGUUACGGAGAAAGCGAUCCCACUGCCUCAGGUGGAGGAGAAGAAAGAGAGGGUGAAGAAGCAGCGGGCCCGCAAAACCAUACAGAAGCGCAGAAUCUACGCCGGGGCAGCUGAGGGCAGUGGUAGUGGCAGCGGCGACAGUGGUGGCCGCAAAGAUAGCAAUUGAGUCUGUUUAGAAGGGGGUCACCUGGAAGAGAGGACCACUGAAGACCAAGGCUGACAGGACCAACUGAGAUGGCUCAGGACGAUGGAGCAGAAGGUGACAUCCGGAGCCCAUGUCCUAGAGCCAUUCUCACCAGGCCCUCUCCCUUGAGAUCUUCGAGCACAUGCUCACUAGUGUCCUCCACCUUUGUGUCUCCAGGUUCCCCACUUCAGCUGUUUGCAAAGGGUCUAUUCAUACCAAAAAAUUCAAUUUUGACCCCUGAAUUUUGCCUUGUUAAGUUGGAAAGCAUAAAAAAAAUAAAAAAAAAUUGUUCUUUC